Molecule: messenger RNA, 1768 nt
Organism: Marmota monax (woodchuck)
Lineage: Eukaryota; Metazoa; Chordata; Mammalia; Rodentia; Sciuridae
Product: T-cell surface glycoprotein CD1a-like
Exons: 8
Coding region: 1-1320 (439 amino acids)
Biological process (GO): antigen processing and presentation, exogenous lipid antigen via MHC class Ib; antigen processing and presentation, endogenous lipid antigen via MHC class Ib; immune response
Cellular component (GO): external side of plasma membrane
Molecular function (GO): exogenous lipid antigen binding; lipopeptide binding; endogenous lipid antigen binding
Source: RefSeq, a predicted model, not a curated record
AUGCAGGAUGAGGAGCUCCCAGACCUUGUCUUUCACCCUCCACAGCUGAGAGCUCAUUCGGGGGUGCAGUGGACUGGGGAGCUGCAGAUCCUCAGUGGGACUCUGACCCAAGCACCAGCUGCUACCUGCAUCCUCACCAGGAGCCCUCUGCCAGGGGAAAGGUUUGAGGAGCCUGUCUCCUACCAUCUCCUCCAGACGUCAUCCUUUCACAACCACUCCUGGGUACAUCUGAGCUCAGGCUGGUUGGGGGAGCUGCAGAUUCACAGAUGGAACAGCAGCUCUGAUGCCAUCAUUUACCUGUAUCCCUGGUCCAGGGGCAACUUCAGUAACAGGGAGUUGGAGGAUCUGGAAAGGUUUCUCCGGGUAAACUCCAUUGGAAUUCAGGAAUUUUACACUGAUUACUUCAUGUCUGAAGAAAUCAGCCAGUCCCCUCCCUUCCUCAUAUUAUCGUCUCUUCCUCCACCUCCAGCUCCUACCAGUUCCCCUUUCUGUGAACCUCAGACCAAACCACACUGUGGUCCAUCCCCUAAACUCCCCAAACUCCCUUCUGCUUUUAUAGUCUUUUGCUUUCAUCUCAUUCCAUUUUCUCCCUUUUCUCCUCUAAUUCAUGACUCUUCUUCCCCAGAUCCCUUUGAUCUACAGAUUGCAACAGGCUGUGAACUGCACUCUGGGAAGGGCUUCCUAGGCUUGAAGCAUGUAGCUACCCAAGGACAUGACUUCAUGAGCUUCCAGAAUAAAACAUGGUCACCGUCUCCAGAGGGUGGAAGAAAGGCCCAGAAAGUCUGCAAACUGCUCAGUCAGAACCAAGACUACACACAGAGGUUACACAGGCUCCUCAGUGACACCUGCCCACGUUUCACCUUGGGUCUUCUAGAUGCAGGGAAGGCUCAUCUCCAGCAACAAGUGAAGCCUGAGGCCUGGCUGUCCAGUGGCCCCAGUCCUGGGCCUGGCCGUCUGCUGCUGGUGUGUCAUGUAUCUGGCUUCUACCCAAAGCCCGUGUGGGUGAUGUGGAUGCGAGGUGAGGAGGAGCAGCAGGGCACUCAGAGAGGUGACUUCCUGCCCAAUGCUGAUGGGACGUGGUAUCUCAGAGCAAUCCUGGAUGUGGCAGCUGGGGAGGCGGCUGGCCUGGCCUGCAGGGUGAAGCACAGGAGCCUAGGAGGGCAGGACCUCGUCCUCCACUGGGGUGCACCUCAUAGUGCCCUGGGCUGGAUCCUCUUGGCAGUGAUAGUGGCCCUGGCUCUUCUGACAGGUCUUGGAUUUUGGUUUAGGAAACGCUGGACACACUGUGAAGCUCCCUGCAGUGCUGUCCCUUUGAAGUGAGGACCCAGCUACCCAGGUGCCCAGUCUACACCUGGACACCACAUGGUGAUGACAUCUCUUCAACUGUCCUUGUGAAACCUUGGUAAUUUACCUGGUUCAUGAUCAGUUACCAAUAUGUGCUCAAUGUAAACAAGGGUUUGUUGUUCUGACCUGGCUUCUGUGAAUUUACCUCUGAAUGAAAUAAUAUCCUAGCAAGCUCCACCUGGUUAGAUAUAAUGGAUCAUCAGAUGAAUUUCAGGUGUCACUUCCUCCGGGGGUCCUUUCUGGAUCCACAGUGGGGAGCCCUCUCUCCUCCACCUGUGUGUCCCCACAUGUCACUGUAGCCCUUACUGCCUACUUCUGUGGGCAGUUGUGUAGCUUUGUUUCUUCCUUUAGUUUUUAGAACAUAGAGAGCAAAGCACGUGCUUUUGAAAUAUCUGUAGCCCUGGUGAACUGUCUGGAAUAAAAA